Prunus mume (Japanese apricot) is the source of this 1524-nucleotide messenger RNA. The record is from RefSeq and is a predicted model, not a curated record. NCBI's taxonomy places the organism in Eukaryota, Viridiplantae, Streptophyta, Magnoliopsida, Rosales, Rosaceae.
UGAUCCUUGCCACCCAAAGCCAAAUAUUUUUCUCUCGUCUAUCUCUCCUCCUUGUAACUUGGUGGUGCACAUUAGCAUCUGCCACCGCAGCCAAUAGUGCCGGUGCAGUGUGCACCCCUUCGCCUUCCUCCCCGUGGCUGAAAUGGGGAAGAGACCGCCAUCCUCUGAAGACAUGGAGAAGGGACGUGAAAAGGCUCGACCUUCCAUGCCUCCGCCACACUUAUGCCCCCCACCACCAAAGCCAUGGGUGCCGUGGCUUGUGCCGAUCAUAUUUGUGGCCAAUGUAGCCGUGUUCAUUUACACCAUGUACGUCAAUGACUGUCCAUCAAUCAACGAGAACAAGUGUAUUCUUCCUUCUUUGAAGAGGUUCUCUUUCCAACCCUUCAAAGAAAACCCUCUCCUUGGUCCUGCCGGACUCACUCUAAAAAAACUAGGAGCCCUUGAACGACAACGAGUGGUGGAAGAGGGCGAAGGAUGGCGCCUCUUGUCUUGCAUGUGGCUUCAUGCGGGAGUCGUUCACUUACUUGCCAAUAUGCUGAGCCUUUUAUUCAUAGGAAUCCGGCUUGAGCAGGAAUUUGGAUUUAUCAGAAUAGGACUCUUGUAUGUGCUUGCGGGAUUAGGUGGAAGUUUAGGAUCGACUAUGCAUCUUAUGAGAACCACAAGCCCGACUAUAUCAGUUGGUGCAUCCGGAGCACUUUUUGGAUUGUUGGGAGCCAUGCUUUCUGAGCUUCUAAUAAACUGGACAAUCUACGUAAAUAAGUGCACAGCGCUCCUGAUACUCAUUGUCGUCAUUGCCCUGAAUAUGGCUGUCGGGUUUCUACCUAAAGUGGACAAUUCAGCUCAUAUAGGAGGAUUCCUUGCAGGAUUUUUCCUUGGCUUUAUUAUUCUUGUUCGUCCUCAAUACGGUUAUAUACGCCGUAAGCAUCUUCCAUCAACCUAUGAUGGCAAACAUAAACCUAGGCACAAGGGCUAUCAAUAUGUGCUAGGGAUCGGUGCUCUUGUUAUCUUAAUUCUUGGAUACACAUAUGGCUUUGGUAAGCUAUAUGGUCUUAAGGCACUGAAAAAUCUGCCUUAAGUUCUAGAAAUCAAAUGAAUAUUCUUGAGAACUCAACUGCCUACUCAAGAAUUUCAGGGCUGUGAGAAAGACGUAAAUACCUACAUGGUAUCACCCCAAAUAUACUCAAAACAUACUUGCGGGUGUGCAUGCACACUCACUUGACCACAAAAAACAGGACCGACAAAGAGAUUUUAGCACGGGAGAGGAACAGAGUAUAAGCAAAGACAGCAGGGAGUCUUCUAGGAUAAGGAGGAGUAGAUGAAGACAAUGCUAUGUUUUAGUCAAGGUAGCAAUGUAGAUGAGUUCUGUAAUUUCUAUUUCAGAAUUUUUCUGCAUUUUGAUUAAACACCCCAAGCAUUGUUGAUGGAAGAUGAUUUAGUCUCCCAAUUCACAUGCACACUGUACUUCUAGAUGUCUUGUUAAAAUUAAACUAUAUAGUAAUCAACUUGAGAAUGUCAAUUAGACAA